Messenger RNA from Andrographis paniculata, 1209 nucleotides. RefSeq names its product septum-promoting GTP-binding protein 1-like. Lineage: Eukaryota; Viridiplantae; Streptophyta; Magnoliopsida; Lamiales; Acanthaceae. Gene Ontology annotation, molecular function: GTPase activity; GTP binding. The transcript has 6 exons. Bases 87 to 959 code for a protein of 290 amino acids. The record is from RefSeq and is a predicted model, not a curated record.
AAAAAGUUGUCAGCUCAUAUGCUAAAGCACCAAAAAAACGCCAUUAAUGGAGUCCUGCUCUUCCUCUGCUACUCUGAGUGCGAACCAUGGCUACUCGUGAAUUCAACAGCGCCGCCGGGAAGAUGACGAAGUUCUGCCGGAAAAUUAUCCACGUCAACCUCCGUUGGAGUGUAUUAGAGAGAGCUGCAGUGUUCCGGCGGUUAUUCAGGUUAUUUUGGGAGAGGUUUCUCGUCUGCUCGAUUAGAAUCCCUAAUGUCAAAUACAGGAGAUUAUCUGCUCGAAGAAGCGGUUCUUCUCCGUCAGUGCAGGCUCUAGUCUCCGGCGGCGGCGAUGACAGCUUCCCGACGACGACGACGUCGUACGGCUCUGGUUACGAGAGCGACUCGGAUUUAGUGUCGUUGAAGAUCGGUGCGUUAGGCGAUUGUCAGAUUGGGAAGACGAGAUUUCUGGUGAAGUACGUUGGAGAUGAACAGGAGAAGACAAGUUUGCAGAUGCAAGGAGUAAACGUGAUGGAUAAAACAAUGCGUAUUCAAGGAGCAACCAUUGCUUGCAGAAUCUGGGACGUUGGAGGAGACAGCAAUUCAUCCGAUCAAAUUCCAAUUGCUUGCAAAGAUGCUGUAGCUAUACUGUUUAUGUUCGAUCUCACCAGUAGAACCACUCUCAACAGCGUAAUUGGAUGGUACAGUGAAGCAAGAAAGUGGAAUAAGACAGCUAUUCCGAUAGUGAUUGGAACCAAAUUUGAUGAUUUUGUGCAGCUUCCACUUGACAUUCAAUGGACUGUUGUCACUCAGGCAAGGGCAUAUGCAAGGGCAAUGAAAGCAAGCCUGUUUUUCUCAAGUGCAACACACAACAUAAAUGUAAGCAAAAUCUUCAAGUUCAUCAUGGCCAAGCUUUUCAACUUGCCAUGGACUGUCCAGAGAAACUUGACCCCCGGCGAACCCAUUAUCGACCUCUUCUAACUUUACCUAUUUUCUUUCAUCACCAUAUUUGCUAAAAUCUAGCCUAAAUAUAAUCAUCUUGACCUCCCUAAUCUACCACGGUGGGUAAAAUGAUCGAUCAUUGAUAGUAUAGAUUAACUCGCCACACUAUUUAGUAAGCUCGUGUUUUACUAGUUUUCGCACUAAAGUAAAUAUUACAACUAAUACUUACUCCAUCCGUGCCUUAACAAUCUAUCCAUUUUUUUUAUUUUGGUCUGUUGCAUUACAAAGU